UGGGCCCCAGGCCGGCGGGGGCUGCCGGGCGCCCCUUCGGCCUCUGUCCAGAGCGGAGCCGCUCCCGUGCGGCAUGUACGGGUCCCCGCGGGGCCGGGCCGCUCAGUGGGCACCUGGACACAGUCCUCGGGGCAAGGUGUCCCCUGCCCUGCCCUGCCCAUAAACCCCAGGGGCCGGCAAGGCUCCGGGCCUCGCCUAAGAGCCCGGGGCUUCGGCUGCGCUUGUCGGUCUGCUUGCAGGCAGCGGUUGCUUGAAAGGGGCCUUGGCCAGCUGAAGAACAGUAGCGCUGCGGCGGACCGGCUCUUAGUGUCCCUUUCACCAGCUGCGGGGUUGGUUCCCCCUGGCAUUGCGCUCAGCAGGGACAGACACCGAGGGGUCGGCCUGACUUUCAGGUUCUCUCAUGCCAGCAAAUUGCUGUUCUGCUUGGUUUGCAAACGCUCAAGAAAGUGUCUAAAUCAAGCUGGAGUGUCUUCCUCUGAUUUUAAAAAUAUAAACUGUUAUAAAAGAACAUAGUAAUGAUAAUACGGAUGCUACUAACGUCUAGAUUUUACAAAACAUUGUUGAUAAAAACAGUGUUCCCAUCUAAGCUACUUUAAAUAGCUUAGUUCCCUCUGUCUUUUGGGUGAAGGAAGUUAUAUAAAUACUUUCUUCAUACAACACCUGCACUGGUUUAAUCCAUGCAAAUUCUGUGUAUAAGUUGCUGGGAAGCAUUGUGUUGUAAGAAUGCUACUUUAAUGAGACAUCUGCCGUUAAUUACAUUGAGAAUGUUCUUGACAGAACUAACAAGGCUUUUUCAAAAAUGCAGAACCUCAGGGAGUGUUUACAUAACACUGAAAAAAUAUGAUGGUAGAACAAAACCCAUUCCACGUAAGGGCCAUGUGGAAGGUUUUGAGCCAGCGGACAAUAAAUGUCUUCUGAGAGCAACGGAUGGGAAGAAGAAGAUUAGCACAGUGGUCAGCUCAAAGGAAGUAAAUAAAUUCCAGAUGGCCUAUUCCAACCUGUUGAGAGCUAACAUGGAUGGCCUGAAGAAGAAAGACAAGAAAAGCAAAAAUAAGAAAAGUAAAGCAACCCAGUGAUGGAACAGAAUGUCUUUCCAUCACUGCAUGACUUGCAUUCUAGCCUUCAAAGUCCAUUUUUUCCUAAGUCAACACUUUCUUUUGGCAGUAGAAUACUGAGAUGUGAAUAGUACCUUCACUUAAAUAAAAUGAAAAUAAAAGGUGAUUAUUUGGCAGGAACAUUCACAGGAUUAGACUGAAACCUCUUCACUCUCAGCUGCUGUGUUUUGUUACACAGGAUAGUCAGUGUAAACUGUUUUGGGGGAUGCAGUGGGUGGUCACAAGGGCAAAGUAAGAAUAGAUCUUUAGUGAAUGAAAGCCUAAUUCUGUAGAUAAGCUUCAUGUAAACUAAGUAAGGAAGUUGAGAAUUAGUGGGAACAUUGACUUUUUUUCUAUUUUAGCUUCUAGAAGUGGUUGGAGGUUAAGAGGUCAUGACCAAAAAAAGCAAGUCCUACAGCUUCACGUUACCAGUGCAAUGACUGUUUUAGUAAAAGUCUCAUUAUUGGGUGAUUCUUAGUUUGAAUGGUUAUAUUGCUACCACUCUGAAAACUGUAAAUAUAGUAUUAUUUGCUUGUUCCUAUUAAACAAUCAGAAAUGAA
This is a messenger RNA of Chrysemys picta bellii (western painted turtle), 1654 nucleotides long. RefSeq names its product signal recognition particle 14 (gene SRP14). Gene Ontology annotation, molecular function: 7S RNA binding; endoplasmic reticulum signal sequence receptor activity. The record is from RefSeq and is a predicted model, not a curated record. Gene Ontology annotation, biological process: SRP-dependent cotranslational protein targeting to membrane. NCBI's taxonomy places the organism in Eukaryota, Metazoa, Chordata, Testudines, Emydidae. Gene Ontology annotation, cellular component: signal recognition particle, endoplasmic reticulum targeting.